This is a messenger RNA of Trifolium pratense (red clover), 2129 nucleotides long. Its product is annotated as autophagy-related protein 13b-like. The coding region runs from base 198 to 1904 and encodes 568 amino acids. Gene Ontology annotation, cellular component: extrinsic component of membrane; cytosol; Atg1/ULK1 kinase complex. The transcript has 4 exons. The record is from RefSeq and is a predicted model, not a curated record. Gene Ontology annotation, biological process: autophagosome assembly; protein localization to phagophore assembly site; mitophagy. Lineage: Eukaryota; Viridiplantae; Streptophyta; Magnoliopsida; Fabales; Fabaceae.
UAAUCAAUUUAUUUAUUUAAGCUUUUGCAACUUCCUUCCUUCCUUCCUUCCACUGCGAAACUGGCCCCACCUUUUCACCCAACUCGUUCGUUCGUUCCAACUUCUCUCUGCAUUUUCCUUUCCUUCAAUUUCUCUCCGAUAAGGUUUUUUUAGCUGUUGAGUAUUGUUGAUUGAUGAUUCAUAAAGAUUAAAAGACAAUGGUAUCGUCUCAUGGGAAUGCACACUCGGAUACUGCAAGGAUGGAACAAAUAAUCACUGAAUUUUUUGCGAAAAGUGUUCAUAUAAUACUUGAAUCGAGGGCACUUUACGCGUCCUCGCGUAAUUCAUAUGGUGGUUAUAAAUCAGAUUCAUCGUCUUCUUCGUCCUCAUCCAGUGUUAGGCCGAGGGAUAAAUGGUUCAAUUUGGCACUUCGGGAGUGUCCAGUGGCGUUAGAGAAUAUUAACAAUCACGAGUGUGUUAUUGUUGAUGUGAUUUUGGUUCAUAGGUCUCUAGAUUGGGAUCCCAUGAUCACAAAAAAGGUUCUUUGUAAAGAAAGAUAUCCACUUUGCUGCAGUGGGGCAGAAUUGGGGGUUGACGCGAAGAGUGAAAAGAUUGUAGAGAGAUGGAUUGUGCAGUAUGAGAAUGGGAAGAAGAUAAAGAAUUCUAAUUUAGGCACUAGAAGGUCAAGUAACAAUUCCUUGCAAAACUUGUAUAAGAAAUCAACGUUACUUUUGAGGUCUUUGUAUGCUACAGUUAGACUUUUACCUGCAUAUAAAACUUUUAGAGAUCUUAAUUCGUCUGCACAUAUUCGUCCCUUUACCCUUGCUCACCGGGUGUCUUCUUUUGUUGAGCCGUUCACCCGAAAACAAGAGUCAGAAAUGAUGAAAUAUAGGUUUACUCCUGUGGAUACUUCUUCUGGUAGGCUCUGUCUUACGGUGAUGUAUUGUCCUACGGCCUCGGAUUUGAGCUGUGAGCAAUUACCUUCUAUGUCCCCUCAAGUUAUUUCUGACUAUGUUGGAAGUCCAUUAGCUUCUCCAUUGAGGAGGUUCCCAUCACUUCCUUUGUCGGGAUUGCCAUGUCACGGCUGUUCGUCGCCAAGGCGACAUAGUUGGAAUUUUGAUGACAGUAAAGCCUCAUCUACUUACAUUAAUGAUUCAUCUUUGCCUCUACAUUCAAAAUCACAAAUAUUAUUGUCUAAUACAAGUUCGCGGCUGCAUGAUUUGCCACCAAAUCCUCACUUAAGAGGUUCAAGGUGUACUUAUAAGAUUGAUAGAAAUACAAAUGUGAUGCAAACUGGUGCUACAUCUGAGAAGGUGUUUUCUCUAGGAAAAGAUGAGCUCCAAAAAAAUUCUGGAGUCAGGAUAUCAGCUAACAGCUUUCCGUUUCCACGUAUUUCAAUUUCCAGUAGGUUUUACCUGGAUGAUUUUGAUGAUACUGAUUUUAGUUGUCCAUUUGAUGUGGAUAAUGAUGAUAUGAAGAAUCCAGGAAGCAGAACAAAAUCUUUAGAUCGUGGUCAUGUGGCUGAGGCACUUGAAGCUGGAGGAUUCUUUCCCAUCAGAAAGUCCAAUUAUGCUGCUGUCGGUGCGCUUGUACAUAUGCUGAAGAAAGCACCACCUCUCCAUCAAGAUUUUUACACUUCUGAACACCCGUCAGUACAAUGUGGAGGGCUGCGACUAACAGCAAUUCCCUCAUUGAGAGAUAAUCGCACAACUAAACCUAUGAAGAUAUCCGUUCAGAAACCAAAUAAAGAAAACCUAUCGCAUGGCACACACUGUGAAACUCGGAACAACAUUCAAGAACUCAAUAAGAACCAACAGGCAUCCAUAUCAACUAGGAAAACAACAAGGGAUGCAUUGGAAGAGUUCCAUGGUUACAGGGAGAUGAAAAACUUGUUGGUUAUGCGAGAUAUUAAACCACAGAUAUAAUAAUACAUAGUAAGUAUAUUACACUUACGCUUCUGCCAAAUGGCGUUCAUGCUGAUGUUAAAUAAGUAAAACACAUGUAUAGUUUUUUCCACGAUAAAUCAGUCCAGUUGAUGAAUAUGUUCAUUGUUUUGAAAAUAUUUGUAAAUAUGAUGAUUAGGUAUAUGUCUGUUGGAUUUUUUAUCUAGUGAUGAUGGGGUCUGAUCUGUCAGGCCUGGUACGGCCAUA